Messenger RNA from Annulohypoxylon truncatum, 5571 nucleotides. Its product is annotated as P-loop containing nucleoside triphosphate hydrolase protein. Lineage: Eukaryota; Fungi; Ascomycota; Sordariomycetes; Xylariales; Hypoxylaceae. Gene Ontology annotation, cellular component: cytoplasm. The transcript is spliced from 5 exons. The record is from RefSeq and is a predicted model, not a curated record. Gene Ontology annotation, molecular function: nucleic acid binding; ATP binding. The coding region runs from base 1 to 5412 and encodes 1803 amino acids.
AUGGCAUUUCUCGGAGCUUCGUGGAGUAAAGUGAGCCGCGCGCGUCUCCGAACCUGGCGUGACUCUUUGAAACCACUCACUGUCGACAUUGUAGGCGACUUCGCCGGAAAGGAGCGUUUCGCGAUUCAUGGGGAGGCGCUCGUGUCUCAUUGCAUCUCCGCCGCGAGAGUCGAUUAUGGACACGGCUUUCAAAUGCUACAUGCGGUACAUACCAUCGAGUCAUUCCUCAAGAAGCUGAGAGAUCGUGGUUGUAACUUUGAGAUUGUUUGGUUCGACAGCCUGAAAUAUCUCUGCAUUCCCUAUGGCACCCCUGAAGAGCACAGCUAUAAGUAUAUCCUCACCAGAGCGGUGCUUAUCCAACAUUUUGCUCGGCAAUCUCCGUCGCAUCUAAGUCAUAGAUUCGAUGCAGUCAACUGCGACGAGUUUGGUCGAUAUCUAACACACAAUCCCCUAUAUUUUUUCAUGUGCUCGGAUGGUCGAGCCGCCCAUUCAGAUGCACAUGUUACCACCCUUGCGCAUUUGAGUCUUGGCUAUCACAUGUCUUCAUUAGGGUAUUGCGUGGCCUUCAUUGACGAAAUUAGCUUCGGGAGCUCAAAAGUUAAUAUUUCCGUCGCGACCCCUACAGGGAGACUCCCCCCUAUCGAGAAAGACCACCCCCUGGAAAAUGGUGAUCAAUCUACCGCAAUUCUCGAGAAGCGGUCGUCAGUUCAGCAAGCGAUCUGCCAACACCCGGAUUUGACUUACAGGGAUAUCGUCACUAUCUACGCCCUUUCCUGUGUCCUGGAUUCUUCCGCGACAGAUGCAAGAAGGAAAGGGGCUAUGUGUGUCCUUAUUCAGCUCGUCAUUCUACGCCAUUGUAAUCUCUCGCAGCGUUCCUUCGCACAAAGCGGACAUGGCCUUGUUGGAACUAACCAUGCCAUUUUCAAAGAGUUUUGCGAAGCGGCUAUAGAGAUUGCUGACACGGGCAUCAGCGAAGGGCUAGCAGCCACCAGGUGGGAUGGAUUCGACUUGGUCGACGGACGCCUCUAUCUCGAAAUAUACAAUACUGCCUCGAAUCUCAAGCUAUCUGGGGCUUUGAGGGCCGAAAUUUCCGAACUGGCUAUUUCUCUAGAGGCGCUGACUAUGGUGAAAAUUCCGGAUUUGCUUCCUAGCUGCCUUCCGGACGCGACGGAAUCGUCCCCUGAGAAAUUGAACAGCCGAGUGGACUCCUCUGUCCUUCCUUUUAGUCACCCCGUGGUAGACCAGUACUUACAGCAGGUCCAACUAGAAACCCAAGAAGACCCCGACCCACCACAUUCUCAAAUUUUCCAGGAGUUGACUCACUGGCACAAUGCCAAGAAGCUCAUCGACCCUAAACAUGUAUCGAGAGCCCCCGGCUUCUUUGCCCGGAAACGAAACCAGAAAUUCAUGGCGGAUACCCUCUCCUACUCCGCCAGCUUGACCGGCGCAUCGGGGAAGAAAAUCGACCCCGAAAUCAUAGUCGUACGCAAGUUUGGCGAAGAAAAGACCGCCAAAUCCACGGACGCGCUAAAGGAUGAUUGGAGGGCGGCUUUGAAGAAACAAGCAUCGGCAAAGAAUAGGAAGAAAGUCCCUAAGCGCGGCGUCGUGAGUGGAAAGCAAAAGGCCUUGGAGGAAGCCGAAGCUACGAGGAUGGCUAAGGAUGAGGCGAAGUCCCUCGCGGCUGCAGAAUCUUGGAAGGAUCGACUGCAGGAAUUUGAGAACGAACGUUCCUUGAUCAAGCGCUUCCAUAAAGCGGAGAGGCAUUUGUCUGGUCUUUCGUCAGCUCACAAGUCCUAUGUCAACGCAGAAAUCUCGUUAUACAUCUGUCACAUCUUGGUAUUGCUACGUCGUACCGGCCAAUGCCCAAAGCAAAACGUUCCGGAUCUCGAAGCGAUUUUGUGGUCAAAGGUUCUCGCAACCAAAAGUUUGCCACUUACGCGGGAUAUUGCCUCCCCUCUACGUCUCCUAUCAGACAACUGCGGAAUCCCGUUAAACCUCGGUCCUCUCUCUUCCUUGCCGAAAAGAGAAUUGCCGUUCACGAUGAUCGAGUCGGAGUUGAAAAGUACGACCUACUCUAAGCCGGUGAAUUUCCAGCUCGACUUUUGCGGCCCUUACAUGGAGCGGAGUUUCGACUCGACUCCGGAUGGCCGAGUUCCUUUCUAUCCGGACGCGUGGCAGCGCAAGGUCCUCGACGCUAUCGACGCCGACAAAAGUCUCUUCGUCGUCGCGCCAACUUCGGCUGGCAAAACUUUCAUUUCUUUCUAUGCUAUGAAAAAGGUCUUGCUAGCCAACGACGACGACGUCAUCGUGUACGUCGCACCUACGAAAGCCCUAGUGAACCAGAUCGCGGCCGAGGUCCAGGCACGCUUCACCAAAUCGUAUCACGGUCGCGAAGGACGAUCCGUCUGGGCCAUCCACACGCGAGAUUAUCGUGUUAACAACCCCCAGGGAUGCCAGGUACUGGUAACUGUCCCACACGUUCUACAGAUCAUGCUGUUGGCUCCCUCCAACGCCAAAACGCCAAAUUCAUGGUCUCGUAGGGUAAAGAGGAUCAUAUUCGACGAAGUGCACUGCAUCGGCCAGUCCGAAGAUGGCGUCAUCUGGGAACAGCUCUUAUUGCUAGCUCCGUGUCCCAUCAUUGCUCUUUCCGCUACCGUCGGCAAUCCUCUCGAGUUCAAGACGUGGCUAGAGGGAACACAGAGGAUAAAGGGAUACGAACUCGACAUGAUCAUCCACGGCUCCCGUUACUCCGACCUGCGGAAGUAUAUUUACGACGCGCCCCCUCCUUGGGAGUUCCAGGGCCUUAAUUCCGUCGAGAGGUUGCCAUUCCCCGGCCUGGAAUCAGACGCCGACGUUUCGCAUCGGUUUGCAUUUGUACAUCCUAUAGGAGCACUUGUUGGGAGGAACCCCGACACCUUGAACGAUGCAAGCCUAGAACCACGAGAUUGCCUUAGCCUAUGGAAAUGCGUGAAGAAAUACGAGAAUGAUCGCCGUAAGUUUAACAGUUCUCUGGCCCCCGAGAAGUUCCUAUCUACCCCGGUCAAGAAGUCCGACGUGGUCUCGUGGGAAGCUUCCUUGAAAAAGGAGCUGAGAGCUUGGUUGGUCGACCCCGAGUCUCCUUUCGAGGCGGUCCAACAGGAGCUGCGCGGCGAGCGCUACAGAACUUUGAGUACUACUAAAUCCCAACAAGAACCUUCGGCAAUCGCGGAAAGACAAGACCACAGGAAAACAAUCUUCCAACUAGCCGUCGACCUCCGAUCGUGCGGCGCGCUGCCCGCCAUCUUCUUCAACUAUGAUCGCGUCGGAUGCGAGGCCUUACUAAAGACCAUCCUCGAAACAUUAGAGUCGGCGGAGACAAAACAUAAACAGAACAGCGCCAAGUGGAAAGGUACGAUCGCCGAAUUCGAGAGGUGGAGGCGGAUACAUAGUAAAGCGCAGGGUAAGGCCGAAAAGCUGCUUCGCGGUCAACAGGGGAAGGAUGACGAAGGCAUGAGCAAAGCCGACAUGAUGCGAGAGAUGGCCAGCCAAGAACAGAGCCCCUGGGCUAGCUUCGACCCGGACGCGCCUCUAUCCCAGUUCAGUUUUGCAGAUACGACCAAGAUGACUCAAGCCGAGUUGGACGAGCGACUUGACACUUUGAGAGGCCACAAUAUCAAGCCGUAUCUAAUCAGAGCGCUGAGAAGAGGGUUAGCCGUCCAUCACGCAGGCAUGAACCGACAGUAUCGCCAGGUCGUCGAAAUGCUAUUCCGUAAGGGCUACUUGACGGUCGUGAUCGCAACCGGCACCCUCGCGCUCGGUAUCAACAUGCCCUGCAAAACAGUCGUGUUCUCCGACGACUCGGUUUUCUUGACCGCACUCAACUAUCGACAGGCAUCAGGUCGUGCCGGGCGGCGUGGGUUCGACGUCCUCGGUAACGUCGUAUUCCACGGCAUCCCACCCAAGCGCGCUCUCGAGAUCAUGUCGGCAAGGCUGCCAGAUCUAAGAGGGCAGUUCCCGACAUCGGUAACUCUCGUAUUGCGCUUAUUCGGACUCCUCCACGGCACGAAUAAUUCGGAAUACGCCAGCAACGCCGUGAAGUCGCUGCUAACUCAAACUCGGCUAUACCUUGGCGGCCCAGCGGCGCAGAUGUCUAUAGAGCAUCACUUGCGGUUCUCGAUCGACUACCUGCGAAGACAGCAGCUCCUCUCCGAAGACGGAGCACCGCUCAACUUCUCGGGUCUGAUAGGACACCUUUACUUUACCGAGAAUUCCGUCUUCGCGUUUCAUUCACUGCUGAAGGAAGGCUACUUCCACAACUUGUGUUCGACGAUAUCCUAUGCAUCCGAGCAACCCGACGUCAUCCUGGAGAUCUUACUCGUCCUGUCCCACCUCUUCUGCCGAAUCCCCUGCUACCGAUACCAGGACAAGUCCUGGUUGGAGAAUGCGGUUCAUCGGUCCCCGUCGCUCGUUCUGCUUCCCGCACUUCCACAGACGGCCGCCCGGGUCUUGAAGGAGCAUAACCGCAAAACCUUGAGCAUCUUCCAAAACUAUGUCAGCACAUACGCUUCUCAGCACCUAUCUGAUAAACCUGACAUCCAGCUUCCAUUCACCAACCACAAGAUCGAGCCUCGCGAGCCUUGUAACAUAAGGUGCACAUUGUCUCCUCUCGGCGAAACGACAGUGCGCUCUCCGUUUGCGGCGCUCUCCGGAUUUACCGACGAGUUCGAGACCAUCGGCGAGCUAUGCAGUACGGCGCGUUCAGGCGUCUUCCUCGAGGAGUCCGCGAUCCCCUACAUCCCCAUAGCGCCAGACGAAACGAACGGGGUUCCGUGGAACGCCUACCUCUACGACUUCUUCAAGCACGGCGACAUGGGCGCGCUAGUGCGUGACAACGGGAUCAAGGGCGGGGACGUCUGGUUCCGCCUUAAAGACUUCUCGCUCAUCCUCGCUACCAUCGUGACGAGCCUGGAAAAUUUUCUCGAUCCAAAUACCGAGGUUGACGAUGCUGCCAUGAUGGAUGUCCAAGACGUCGGAGAUAGGAUGGACGAGAACGCGGGGGUAGACGCCGACACGGAUGGAACGGAAGUUGAGACCGGUCAAAAUGACAUCGCGAAGGGCCGAACAAAUAAGAUGGCGGCCUCGAGGAACAAGGGCAAAGGCAAAAGAAAGGACGUUGCCGAAUCGUGGGAUGCCGAAUCCUCGGACGCCGAGCCGGACGGCGAGUCGGACGACACAGAAAAUUUCCGAGCGAACGCUACGAGCCCCGGACCUAAUCGAGGGCGACCAAGUCGCUUCGACGAUGUCAAGUCUUCGCCCAACCCAUCGGUCCCCAGCUGGUCUCGUGGCGGCGGAGAGUCUUUGGUGAACGUGUACAGGGCUUUUGCGACGUUACGGGACCAGUUUGACGAGAAAUUCUUGAAGGUGUGGGCCUAAGGGGGUAGAUUCACAUGUAGGAUAGACCUGGAAGGAACCGAAAGUAGGGACAGCCUUGGACGUAAGAACUUUGAUCACGGAGUCCUACUUGCCUGGCCAAUCAGGUGGGAAUGCAGCCAACAUGUAGGCUAUGCAUGCCAGGGGCAAAGGGACAGAGAU